AUGUCCACUGCCAACGAAGGCGACCCCAUUAUCAUCGACGACGGCAAGGUCAAAGCCGACAACUGUACGACCGCCUACCGCCACAAGUCCGACAGGAGCGUCGACACAUCCAUGAACAACGACGAGGAGUCAUUCGCCGACGACGAAGAAUGGACCGAGGGUGAUUUCACGCUCAUCAGCUCCGACAAUGUCCGCUUUCAAGUUCCCUCGUACUACCUCUUCGCGGCAAGUCCCGUCUUUCGCAACGCGGGCGAAGUGAGCAACCCCGGGACCAAGUUUGUAGCCUUCACCGACAGGUCUUGUGAGAGCGCUGUCACGCUUCGUGACUUUCUCUACCUCGUUAAAACCGGCAUGAUACCAGUUGCGUGGGACGAGCCCCCCGACGACAAUGCCGAAUUCAUUGAGCGCAUCGCCGGAAUCGUCUUGUUCCUCAGGAAGUAUGAGUGUGACGCGAUACUCCAUAUCCUCAAGCUUGGCUUCAAUGAGGACUUCAUGAUGAGCGGUUACUUUUCGACCGAGGGCAUCAUCCUUGGCGCCAAUGCCGAUGACGUCGAGUAUUGCGUCAAGGCCAUCAAUGCCUCCGAAUGGACGGAGGAGCUCAUGGACCCCGACGCCGACAAGGACCCCAUUUUCCUUAACCGUAGUGGAUCCUUCGAACUCCUGCCGUGCAACAUGUCCUUCACGGCCAUCCAGCACAUCCCUGUCGAGUAUUACUGGGCUCUGUCGCGUUCGUGGAAAGGUAACAAGGACGCAUGGCCAGAUGAGUUCCGCAGGCUUGUGAAGAUGGCCAGGAGGCGCCGCCAAGUGUUUGCCGCUGGCCACAUAGAAGCCGCAUCCUCCAAAGGCCUCUAUCUCACCGACAAUACCUGUGAAGAGGCUGCGACUAUCCGCGAGUUCCUCUCCAUCAUCACGACAGGCGACUUGGCGGGCGACUGGCUCGAGGCGGGCGCCGAUGAAGAGCUGCUGUGUCAGCACAUCGCAGCCCUCACCGCAUUCCUCAAGAAGUACAAGUGCGAACAGGCGGUCCGUGGUCUCCAGAGAGCCUUCUCCACCCGGUACUCGAGGCAGCGCAGGCUUCCGCUGGCAGGGCUCGUGCUCGGCGCACUCACCGACGACCUCGACCUGUGCACCGAAGCCAUGUCCAUUGCCCGAGACGAGAGCGACAUGGACCCGGAGGCGAACUUCCUGCUGCCCGCCAACAUGAGCCUCAAGGUGCACUUGCUCAUCCCGAACGGGUACCUCUGGGCGCUUGCGACCUCGUGGACGGGUGAUUGGGACGACUGGCCGCUUCAAUUUAGGCAGGCUGCGGACAAGGUAAGCAGCGGCGGCGCUUCACGCAACCUGACGCUCCCGAAACAGAUCAAGGGUUCGGCACCUGAGCCCAAGUUGAACCCCGUGAAGCGACAGCGCCGGCCCUUGAACACCAACCCGGGCACCAACCCCGACACCAGCCUCGACAUUAACCUCGACACCCAACCUGACACGAACACGGACACCAACACAGACAUCAAUACGGACAUGGAUGUGUCCAUGUAG
This is a messenger RNA of Vanrija pseudolonga, 1536 nucleotides long. RefSeq lists its product as uncharacterized. The record is from RefSeq and is a predicted model, not a curated record. Bases 1 to 1536 code for a protein of 511 amino acids. NCBI's taxonomy places the organism in Eukaryota, Fungi, Basidiomycota, Tremellomycetes, Trichosporonales, Trichosporonaceae. The transcript has 3 exons.